AUGGUCAGAUUAGGUCCAAAGCCACCUCAGCACAGAAAGGGUACCUUCACCGGUGUCUCCCAGGAGUUGCUCGAUGAGAUCCACAGAAUGGAAGAUCUCUUCACCGUUUCCGGAGAAACCUUAUCCAAGAUUUCCGACCACUUUGUUUCUGAACUUACCAAGGGUUUGUCCAAGGCUGGUGGUAACAUUCCAAUGAUUCCAGGUUGGGUUCUUGACUACCCAACCGGUCAGGAAACCGGUAACUACUUGGCCAUCGACUUGGGUGGAACCAACUUGAGAGUUGUCUUGGUUUCCUUGUUGGGUAACCACAAGUUCGACACCACCCAGUCGAAGUUUCCAUUGCCAAAGAACAUGAGAACUGCCACUUCUGAAGAGUUGUGGACGUUUAUUGCCGAUUCCUUGUCCAAGUUCAUUGAGGAGUUCUUCCCAGAUGGCGUGGACAAGCCAUUGCCUUUGGGUUUCACCUUCUCUUACCCAGCUUCUCAGGAUAACAUCACCGAGGGCUUCUUGCAGAGAUGGACUAAGGGUUGGGACAUUGACGGCGUUGAAGGCAAGAACGUUGUGCCUAUGUUGCAAGAAGCUAUUGGCAAGCGUGGUCUUCCUGUUGAGGUUGUUGCCUUGAUCAACGAUACUACCGGUACUUUGGUUGCUUCCAUGUACACUGAUGCUGAAACCAAGGCUGGUUGUAUUUUCGGUACUGGUUGUAACGGUGCCUACUACGAGCGUGCUGGUGACAUUCCAAAGUUGGAGGGUAGAUUCGAGGACGACAUCACCCCUGACAUGCCAAUGGCCAUCAACUGUGAGUACGGUUCUUUCGAUAACGAGCUCAAGGUUUUGCCAAGAACCAAGUUCGACAACAUUAUCGACAAGGAGUCGCCAAGACCUGGUCAGCAGUCUUUCGAGAAGAUGAUUUCUGGUUACUACUUGGGAGAGAUCUUGAGAUUGAUCUUGCUCGAGUUGGCCGAGGACAAGAAGUUGAUGUUCGAAGGCCAGGACUUGUCCAAGUUGCAUGAGACUUUCGUCAUGGACACUUCCUUCCCAGCUCGUAUUGAGGAGGACCCAUUUGAGAACUUGUCUGAUGUCCAGGAACUCUUCCAGGAGAACUUGGGUAUCAAGACCACUGUCGCUGAAAGAAAGGUUAUCAGAAGAUUGUGUGAGUUGCUCGGAGAGAGAUCUGCUAGAUUGUCUGUGUGUGGUAUUGCUGCUGUUUGCAAGAAGAGAGGCUACAAGACCGCCCACGCCGCUGCUGACGGUUCCGUUUACGAGAAGUACCCAUACUUCAAGGAGAGAGCUGCCCAGGGUUUGAGAGAUAUCUUCGGCUGGCCUGAGGACCAGGAGGACGCUGUCAUUAUCGUCCCAGCUGAAGAUGGUUCUGGUGUUGGUGCUGCUGUGAUUGCCGCCUUGACAGAAAAGAGAUUGAAGGACGGCAAGUCUGUGGGUGUUAAGAAGAACGCCUAA
This is a messenger RNA of Candidozyma haemuli, 1458 nucleotides long. It is a transcript of the gene HXK2, whose product is annotated as hexokinase 2. The record is from RefSeq and is a predicted model, not a curated record. Gene Ontology annotation, biological process: intracellular glucose homeostasis; glycolytic process; glucose 6-phosphate metabolic process. Bases 1 to 1458 code for a protein of 485 amino acids. Gene Ontology annotation, molecular function: fructokinase activity; glucokinase activity; mannokinase activity. Lineage: Eukaryota; Fungi; Ascomycota; Pichiomycetes; Serinales; Metschnikowiaceae. Gene Ontology annotation, cellular component: cytosol; mitochondrion. The transcript has a single exon.